GGCGGCGCGUGGGCACGCUGGGGGCGGGCAGGGCGCGCCCGACUUUUCCAGAAGACCCGGAUAGCGCCGCUGGGCCACGCUGAGCCGGCUGUGGGCGAUCUUCACGCCUGCUGUUUUCUUUUUCUGCUGCUGGGUCAGUUAUGGCGGCUGUGAAGACCCUAAAUCCCAAGGCCGAGGUGGCCCGAGCCCAGGCUGCGUUGGCGGUCAACAUCAGCGCGGCCCGGGGGCUGCAGGACGUGCUGCGGACCAACUUGGGGCCUAAGGGCACCAUGAAGAUGCUUGUUUCUGGUGCUGGAGAUAUCAAGCUUACUAAGGAUGGCAACGUGCUGCUUCAUGAAAUGCAAAUUCAACACCCAACAGCCUCCUUAAUAGCCAAAGUAGCAACAGCCCAGGAUGACAUAACUGGUGAUGGUACCACUUCCAAUGUCCUAAUCAUUGGAGAACUGCUGAAACAGGCGGAUCUGUACAUUUCUGAAGGUCUUCAUCCCAGAAUAAUAACAGAAGGAUUUGAAGCUGCAAAGGAAAAGGCACUUCAGUAUUUGGAACAAGUCAAAGUAAGCAAAGAGAUGGACCGGGAAACACUCAUAGAUGUGGCCAGAACAUCUCUACGUACUAAAGUUCAUGCUGAACUUGCUGAUGUCUUAACAGAGGCUGUAGUUGACUCCAUUUUGGCCAUUAAAAAGCAGGAUGAACCUAUUGACCUCUUCAUGGUUGAGAUCAUGGAAAUGAAACAUAAAUCUGAAACCGACACAAGCUUAAUCAGAGGUCUUGUUUUGGACCAUGGGGCACGACAUCCUGAUAUGAAAAAAAGAGUAGAAGAUGCAUAUAUCCUCACAUGCAAUGUGUCAUUAGAAUAUGAAAAAACAGAAGUGAAUUCUGGCUUUUUUUACAAGAGUGCAGAAGAAAGAGAGAAACUUGUAAAAGCUGAAAGAAAAUUCAUUGAAGAUAGAGUUAAAAAAAUAAUAGAACUGAAAAAGAAAGUCUGUGGUGACUCAGAUAAAGGAUUUGUUGUUAUUAAUCAAAAGGGAAUUGACCCAUUUUCCUUAGAUUCUCUUGCAAAAGAAGGCAUAGUAGCUCUCCGCAGAGCUAAAAGGAGAAAUAUGGAAAGGCUGACUCUUGCUUGUGGUGGGGUAGCUCUGAAUUCUUUUGAUGACUUAAAUCCUGAUUGCUUGGGACAUGCAGGACUUGUCUAUGAGUAUACAUUGGGAGAAGAGAAGUUCACCUUCAUUGAGAAAUGUAACAAUCCUCGUUCUGUCACGUUAUUGAUUAAAGGACCAAAUAAGCACACCCUCACUCAAAUCAAAGAUGCAAUAAGAGAUGGCUUGAGGGCUGUUAAAAAUGCUCUUGAUGAUGGCUGUGUAGUUCCAGGUGCUGGUGCAGUGGAAGUGGCGAUGGCAGAAGCCCUGAUUAAAUACAAGCCCAGUGUAAAAGGCAGGGCUCAACUGGGAGUCCAAGCAUUUGCUGAUGCAUUGCUCAUUAUUCCCAAGGUACUUGCUCAGAAUUCUGGUUUUGACCUUCAGGAAACACUGGUUAAAAUUCAAGCAGAACAUUCAAAUUCAGGUCAACUUGUGGGUGUGGACUUGAACACAGGUGAGCCAAUGGUGGCAGCACAAGCAGGCAUAUGGGAUAACUAUUGUGUAAAGAAACAGCUUCUUCAUUCCUGCACUGUGAUUGCUACCAACAUUCUCCUGGUAGAUGAGAUCAUGCGAGCUGGAAUGUCUUCUCUCAAAGGUUGAAUUGAAGCUUCCUUUGUAUCAUCUGAAUCAUGAAGACUCCAGAGUGACCCUAAGAAUACAGCUGUGGAAUUUUUGUCUAAGCUUCAAAUAAUUUUCAACGGAAUUUUCUUUUCCCAUGUGAAAAAAGGAGAGAACACUGACACCUAUUCAAUUCCAAAGUCUGAAAUUAUAAUUACAGCGUGUUUUUUUAAUUGCACUCAGUGUACACGUAAAGCAGGCUGUUUUCACCCAGUGAACAGGAUGUUUUGCUGUAGCUUCAGUGAUAAAAAUACAUGUUAGAAAAGUAUGUUACCUGCCUUAUUAAAUACUGCUUGAAAAAGAUUUUAAUGGUUUAACAAUUUUUUCUAAUGCAUUUUAAUUUAUCCAAUAGUUUCUUAUUGUUAAGCAUUCAAUCUAAAAAUUUUUCGACUGGUAAUGUAAGUAACACUUAAAUACCUUAAGGUUUUGAAAGCGUCCCUGUUUCCUUAGUGUAAAUUCCUGUGAGUAAUCUAUUGGAUCUUUCCAUUGGACUUUUCAUGCUUUUGAGGUAGCUUUGUUUAAAAUGCUCCCCAGGGAAGUUAAGUGGUAGUGGAUAGAAAGAUGGGUGAACUAGAGGCAAGGGAGUUGAAAGAGCUACAAGUAUAAAGUGGCAAAAAUAGAAAUAGAGGAGGCAGAGGUAGAAAGAUGGUUGAAUCCACGGUGACUAAGGGCUAUGUGAGAUAAAGAGAUUUUCAGAUGGGCCAUAUUUUCCCACUGCUGAACCUUUGCUUAUGCUGAAAUGUCCAUCCCAAAACCGCCAGUAUCAUCUUUCUCUCGAAUUAUUCUCUCCUACUUGUUUCCAGAAAAUCGUUUUUGUAUGGUUAGUACACCUCUGUAGUCCUUGAAGGUGAAAUUGUGUUCCUAAGCUUGUAUUUUGAGGAUUUGGCAGUUGCCGACAGUGAGUGCAAUAAAUGUUAACUUGAAACCGUU
Molecule: messenger RNA, 2684 nt
Organism: Rhinolophus ferrumequinum (greater horseshoe bat)
Lineage: Eukaryota; Metazoa; Chordata; Mammalia; Chiroptera; Rhinolophidae
Gene: CCT6A
Product: chaperonin containing TCP1 subunit 6A
Exons: 14
Coding region: 141-1736 (531 amino acids)
Biological process (GO): protein folding
Cellular component (GO): chaperonin-containing T-complex
Molecular function (GO): ATP hydrolysis activity; ATP-dependent protein folding chaperone; ATP binding
Source: RefSeq, a predicted model, not a curated record